Messenger RNA from Anguilla rostrata (American eel), 7295 nucleotides. It is a transcript of the gene fam20cb, whose product is annotated as FAM20C golgi associated secretory pathway kinase b. The coding region runs from base 1124 to 2827 and encodes 567 amino acids. Gene Ontology annotation, biological process: enamel mineralization; protein phosphorylation. Gene Ontology annotation, molecular function: protein serine/threonine kinase activity. The transcript has 10 exons. The record is from RefSeq and is a predicted model, not a curated record. NCBI's taxonomy places the organism in Eukaryota, Metazoa, Chordata, Actinopteri, Anguilliformes, Anguillidae. Gene Ontology annotation, cellular component: Golgi apparatus.
GUCUCAGAUUGUUGCUGCCUUUUCGUGUUACUAUCGCUGCCCGUGUGUGGACUCAGCCAAUCUCGUUCCUAUGACGCUCGCAAGGCUGGAUUUAGAAGCGCUUGAUCAUAAUAUUUAACACACCCACCCAGCCUUAAACAGCAAGAACACAAGCUCAACUCGCCCGGAAUGAGAAGAAGAGCUUCGGGGUGAAACCAAAAAUCGGCACCUGCCAAAAUAUCUACUUAUUAUCCGCAUUUUGUUUUAAUUCAGAUAGGAAAAUAAUGUGGCUAGCUUGUCCAGCAUCUAGGUAGGCUACUGAUUACACAUUGGUAGCUACGCAUCUUGGUUUGCUGACUGAAAAGGAUGGAUGUUCUUUCAAGAAGCUCGUUCAGUUUUUCCAUUAACGUUUUACUUUAAGCAUUCUGCUGUGGGUUUCUUUACUUCAAGAGGACUUUUUAAAUUUACCCAUCACAAACAGUGGCUUGAUUACAGCUGUAAUUUUUUUUAUUGUUAAGGAAUAAAAUAACGUUCGCCGCUUUUCGCUCCCUUUGAAGGACGGGUUGGACAAAUGUCUUCUCCAUACUCCGAUGAUGUGAGCCAGCCUAUCCAGUACUGCAGAAUACAGGUUCUGAGGAUGGAACGCCGCUAUCGAGACCUUGCUUACACUUACUAUGGAUGAUUUCUAUUGCGUUUAACACGCUACCAGUAGGCUGCCAGCGAUUGCCACAUUCUAAGACAUUCAGCUCCACACUGAAAUAUAGCCUAACAACAACUACAUUCAACGAAAUACGAACAGCUGAAGCGAUUAACGAGUUGGGUUAAAGCUGCUUUCUUAUUGUAUAUUUUAGUCAAUGCAGUGGUCACUUCUCACCUGGCUGCAUGUGAAACAUUCUUGACUAUGCUCAUCAAAAGAACAAUUUGUUUUUACCUGGAUUUCUCGUAUAGCUAGCAAGGAUUAUCUGGCUGAACACUGAGAUCCUUAAUCAAAUCAACAAAUGAUGACGGCAAAGUGUUUAACGUGUAUUUUUCUAAAAUCGCAACCAGUCUAAUAAAUGUCGUUGGUGAUGUAGUGAGUUUUUUCCUUUAUCUCUUCAUUAUUUCAAACAAACAUUUACAUAUUAUCAAACUGGGAACUACGAAGAUGAUACUCUUCCGUAAAUUCCGAGUUUUAAUUCUCAUGGUGUUUCUUAUUGCGUGCACCAUGCACAUUAUGAUAGACUUGUUACCAAAGCUAGAGAGGCGAGCAGCAGGACCGAACUCCGGUAACAGCGCUUGCUCCUGCUCUCACAGACCGAGCGAGGAGCCUCAGAGCUGGGGAAAGCAACGAGGCAGAUCUGGAGCAGAAUCCGGCUGGCCUAAUAAGCAUACUUUGAGAAUCUUGCAAGAUUUUAGCAACGAGCCCACUUCCAAUCUUACUUCGCAUUCCUUGGAAAAGAUCACAGGGGCCAGUGACAAAAUCGAGGCUUUCAAAAAACUGGAACACUAUGCGCAGAACGGAGAGACGAAGAAGCAGUUCAUUCAGGAGACGAACGUCAUUAAGAAUCUACCUGCAAAGACUUUCACCAGGCUAUCGGCUCUGUUUGAACACCCUUUAUAUAAAACAACUCUACCACCACUAACCGACGAAGACACCUUAUUCAACGUCAACACUGACAUCAGAUUCAACCCCAAAGCUGCUGAGAACCAAGAAUGGCACAAUGAAGGGACUGAAGAGGAGUAUCCACCUACUGGAGAGUCUUCUGCAGACUCAUACCCAAAUUGGCUCAGAUUCCACAUUGGGAUUAAUCGUUACGAACUGUACUCCCGGCACAACCCUGUCAUGGAUGCACUGUUGAAGGACCUUGUCUCUCAAAGAAUCACCAGCGUGGCCAUGAAGUCUGGUGGGACUCAACUGAAGCUCAUAAUGACGUUCCAGAACUAUGGACAGGCGCUGUUUAAACCCAUGAAGCAAACGAGGGAGCAAGAGACACCGCCGGACUUCUUCUACUUCUCCGAUUUUGAGAGGCACAAUGCGGAAAUUGCGGCCUUUCAUCUGGAUAGGAUCCUGGAUUUUCGGAGAGUGCCCCCAGUGGCUGGAAGGUUGGUCAACAUGACGAAGGAGAUCCGGGAUGUAACCCGAGACAAGAAGCUGUGGAGGACAUUUUUCGUCUCCCCAGCCAACAAUAUCUGCUUCUAUGGGGAGUGCUCUUACUACUGCUCCACAGAGCAUGCUCUGUGUGGGAAGCCAGAUCAGAUCGAAGGUUCCCUGGCCGCUUUUCUCCCGGACCUGGCCCUGGCCAAACGCAAGACCUGGAGGAACCCCUGGCGCCGCUCGUACCACAAGCGCAAGAAAGCAGAGUGGGAAGUUGACCCUGAUUACUGUGAAGAGGUCAAGCAGACACCGCCCUAUGACAGUGGCUCACGUCUCCUGGACAUCAUGGAUAUGACCAUUUUUGACUUCCUGAUGGGAAAUAUGGAUCGUCAUCAUUACGAGACAUUUGAGAAGUUUGGAAAUGAGACCUUUAUUAUCCAUCUGGAUAAUGGCAGAGGGUUUGGAAAGCAUUCCCACGAUGAGCUCUCAAUUCUUGUGCCUUUAAGCCAAUGUUGCCGAGUGAAGAAGUCGACACACCUGAGACUGCAGCUGCUGGCCAAGGAGGAGUACAAGCUGAGCGCUCUGAUGGCGGAGUCCCUGCUGAAGGACAGGCUCACCCCCGUCCUCAUCCAGCCUCACCUGGAGGCCAUGGACCGUCGCCUGCGCCUGGUCCUCAAGGUGCUGUCUGACUGCAUCGAGAAGGAGGGCUACGUCAACGUGGUGGAGGACGACCAGGAUGAGGAGAGCACUCACACGGCCCCCAGCAGGAGGUAGUAGGCCUCAAAAAGGGGAGAGAAAACCUCCCGCCUGCUCAAAACACACCAUGGAAGUCUUGCAAGAGACGCUUAUUUAUGCUACUUUUUGAAUUCAAUGAAUUCCAAGACUCCUUUAUUCCGCUAUCACCUGUGUAGGUGUGUUUAUAUGCUGUAGUCAUACGUGCAGAUAUAUAAGCAUGCAUAAAUGAGGUGAUAGACAUGGUCUUAUUAAAUAAAAAAAGUUUUAUUGCUUAUAUUUGACGGUACAUACAAGGAAGAAGAACCAAUUUCUUUUCUGUUGUCAGUCUUGUUUGAUCUUGUCUUUUUUUCCUUGUUUUUCUUUGUUUUUUUCAGGUUUUGGAGUGCCGGUUUGCUCCAAAAUCAUUUUUUUCCUGUCAACAUCAAUUGCCCUGAAGUUAUUUAUUGUGUUGCAUAUUUAUUUGAUUUGAAAAGUCACCAUUUUUAUCCAUUUCUUUACACUGACAAAACUGGUUACGCUGAUAGAUCUUGUCAAGGGAAGUUUCAGUGUACAGAAGCAGAGGGGGAGGGGUGACACUGCCUUCAUACUGUAUAUACUGCAGAGACUGAAAAGGCAGCCAUUUCUUUAUAUAUGCCGUACUGCUAAUUUUGUUUCAAAUUACCCUCUUAGAACAAACAGUAUUUGUUAUUUAAUGAGGCAGGGAGCUUUAAACCUGAAACUAUUGAAUUUGCCCAUGAUCCUCAUAGUACAUUCCUAGUCAACUAUGCCCUCAUUUCUUAGAUUAAAUCAUAUGUAAUAUCUAGAUUUUGAAAUCAAAUCAGCAUUUUCUUUUCAGAAAAAUAACCACAAAAUGUCAUUACUAGUUAGUGUUUAUUAUUGCUAUCAUAUCAGAAGUAUUAACUAUCUAGUUAGGUUAAAAAGCAGCAUUAAAUCUCACUAUCUUAAACCAGAAACAAAGCAAACAUUUUAUGUGACAAAGCAAUACAAAGACGUAAAAUAAUCUUAUCCGAAUAGUGUGCACAAAGGCAGAAAUGGACCAUCUUUGUGUUUGACUCGAAACCACACUACUUUUUUCAUUAUUUGUGAUAUAAUACCCUACUUUCUGCAUGGAAGAUUCAUCAUUAAGUGCUUCAGAUGUCAGUACAGUUUAUGUAUAUUGCAAUCACAUAUUUUGUUCAAAGCUGCAUAACUAAGAAGCAGCUAUCCCUGAAAUGGUUGACUCCAACUCACCAGUGGCACUUUUCUUGGCAAUGAGAUAUACAGUUCUUUAUUCUUUCGCGUGUUGUGAUGUAAAUAAUUCAGACACACUAGAAAUGAACAAAACUAGUAAGAUUCUGUUUACACAUCAAGCGUCAUUAAGUGUGUCUCAUUUCCUGUCCCGUCCAAAAUAGUAAUAAUAAUAAUAAUAAUAAUAAUAAAAUCAGUUCAAAUUAGUGGUACGUUUGAUUAACUGUGAACAACUAUAAACCUACAGCAUGUAAAAUCACAGUCUUCAUAUUCUUUUCACAGUAAAAUGUUCAGUGUUAAAUCAACUCUUACAGAGUGCAUAUGGCCCAUACUGUGGUCAUAUGUACUCGGUAGAGUUGAAGCAGCACUGCACAUUUUACUGUGUACUGUCUCCUUAAAUUCACCAUGUUACAAUUUAUUGAUUCGGCAGAAGCUUUUAGCCAAAAUGACUUAAAAAAAGAGACUUUGUUAUGCAUAAAAAGUGUGUACUGUGGAUUUAAGUUAAUUGGCCAUUCAAACAGAAAUAGUGCAUCUACUUUUUUUAACUUGUUGUUUUCAUCUUAAAAUACUCUGGUGAAAUGUAAGUUAAAGUCAAAUAUUUCAAGGCAAAGUGGUUUGAUGUAUUAAACAUCUAGAAGGUCCUUUCAGAUUUUUAUAUUUAUAUUAUAAUUCAGACAAAACCUUUCCCCAGAUUUUAUUUUCUCAUAGACCAAUCCGAGGUGCCUUUCAGAGAGGCAACAUUGUGUUCUGCUUUUCAUUCAGUGUCAGGCUGUAUAUCUAUAAAUAUUUCCAGGCUGAAUGACAUUUUCAAACUUUUAACAGAUCUUUAUUCAAAUUCACUAAAGUGCUAGCCAGGUGCAUGCUUUAUAGAGGGUUAGUCAAAAUGGUUAAUCAAGUGCACUUAAAGUGUUCCCAGAAAAUACAGGGUGUAAAAAUCCAAUUGUGGGUCAUUUGGUGUUUUGAUAUGGUCAAAACGCACCUGGUUAUGACAAACAGUGAUGUAUAAGCUCUAUUAGGGUUCUGCACAUAUUGUCACAGCAGUAGCCUCCACUCUGUUGGAUGUAAGUGUGUAAGUGUGCUUUCCCAUUGCUGCUCAAUGAGCACAAUGAGAAAAUUGAAAAUUUAAGAGAUAUUUGAACCCAAUAUGAUUUUAGAAGAGUGUGGAGGAAGGUAGUAAUUCACUGUUGUGCACUUCCAUGCACAAACAGGCAUGGCCAAUGCAGUACCAUUAUGUGAAUUCCCUGCUGAGGAAGAGGGGGAAAUCUGAGGGGAUGUCGGCUGUGUGAAGAUAGCCAUUACCAGCAGCACCAUCCCUGUGGUGUGCGUUUCAUUAAAAACAGAUACUUGUGAAGAAAUAUUUCCCUCACGUAUAACAUUAUCAGUGUACAACUUGUUGAUUAAACUUAAUCUGGUAGCUAUCGAUCAGUUUGCAAAUGUUGCUAUGUACCUUUAUGGCCGUAGCUUAUGAUGAAGGUGAUGCAAUUAUUUGUCAGGUCGCUUGCCUGGUUAACUACUCUCAGUUAAAGUCUCAGUGAAUUGACUAUUGACUGCCAUUGACUAUUAGCUACAGUAUUUUGCUAUUUUAUUGUCCUUACAUUGUGCCAAUUUAGCAUUUAUUCCUAUCUCUUAAACAUUGAUUUAUCCAUGGGGAAAACUGAUUUCCAAAAGCCUAGAACAAGGCUCAGUUAUAUGCUUAUGCAUAUGCUUCUGUGAGAUCAGUGCAGAACCCUAAUGUUGGUGGACUCGAUAGGAAAUGGUCACUUAUAAUGCUUUUACAGUAUUAUCAGUUUUUAACUGAGCUUUAAAACAAUCAUAACCUUGUGUCAUAUUAGGCAUUUGUUAUAAACUGUUGCUGUAUUACUUCAAAAUGGAAAAUAUAACAGAGGCUAAUUCAUUAAAAUUUUAAAUGAAUUGUUUAAAUACAAAUGUAAGGUGUUUUAAAAAUUAAGCCAACUUUAGAAAUCAGACUUUUAGAGCAAACAAAAUGUCUGUUUACAUCUAUGAAGUGUGCAUCCCUCACCCUUUGUAUGUGUUGAAUUGUGUCUGACCCUUAUGUGAGUAGGUAUAAACCAGCAGUUUUAACUCAAGAUCAGCACUGUUUAGAGAUAUUGUGUGGAUGUGUGCAAGUUUGUCUCAACACUUUGUGAAACGCCUGAAUGAUGGCAAGGCCUGGAUGAAGGCAAUAUCCUACAGUAUUUUCCAUGGCCUUUUAAAGACACAAGGACUGCCUGUUUGAAUUGUGCGAUAGCGUCACCUGGAUUGUAAAUACCAUCAUGUUGAAUGAUCUACUACAGAGUAGCUAUUUAGUCAAGGUACCUUAUGGAAAGGGAAGGCAUUCUUGUAUCACGUCCAGUUUACAGGCAAUCCCUCUAAGUAUAAAUUAGACUGUGCCAAGUUACAGACUCAGCUUUAAGUUUCAUUUCCUCCAGACUUGAGUGUCUGUGAUAAUAGACAUACACAAUAAUCACUGGAAGUUCAGUGUUAAACAGUAACUUGGCUUCUUAUUUCCAUCUGAAAUACUUGGUGCCAGAUUCAUGCAAUGGUACGUAUGUUUCUCAACCAUUGUUUUACAAAUGCAUAACAAUCGAUACAUACACUGAUAUGUUCCACCCUUCUUGAACAUAAUAUAUGGUCAGAUCCAUUUCAGAAGAAACCAUUUCAAGGUACACAUUGUCUCAACAUGCUUGUGUUUCAUAAUAUGGCUUUUGUUUCUGAAAUUGUAUUAUUUAUUGAAGGCUGAAUCAAUUUAGAUUACAGAGGGAAAUUGUUUUUUAUUUUAUUUUAAUUUUAAUUUUUUCCUGUAUUAAUGUUUCUGUUUUAUGAUGUGUCUGGAUGUUGAUCUGUUAUUGAUCAGAAAGAUAGGGUGUAAAUGUAUUUAGUGUCAUACAGCAGAGUGCAAUGCUAGACUAAAUAUUUCAAUUACAUCAGAGAAUGAAUAUUUGAGUAAACCCAGUGCCUGUGCAAUUAUAUGAUAGAAAUACUUGAAUGUUUGGGUUCACUAUCAAAACAGAACAUUUAAAAAUGUUUUUUAACCUAGAUUCAGAAAAGACAAAGAGGUAAUGAGGGCAUGGGAUUUAGUCCACCCUCUCCUGGAAAUGGUGGCCAAGAGACUACUUAAUCUCUCCUUCGGUUUUCAUAGUUCAAUGUAAAUAACUAUAAAUACUUUGCGAACAUAAGAAGCUGUAUUUCUGCAGCAAUAGGCUCUUUUUUCUUUUUCGCAUUGUUUCUGUGGAAUUUGUUUGCAACAUGUUAAAAGUGCAAUAAAACAAAAUGGCAAAAA